AUGGGACAAAACGAUAAGGAUGUGUGCAAGUCAGACCGAUGCUGUUGCCAACUGAUAUCAAAAUGCGAGGAAAAACCUAAGCCACGAAAAAAUGUGUGCGGUGGACGUGAGGAACGAACGGAAAUGAGUAUAUGUGAUUUCUUAAAAUCACAACCGAUUCCGGAAUGGAUCAAAGUGAACAGCGGGGGUCCUCAGCAUGGGCGUAAUCCAUGUGCCGAGGCAAACGGUUCAAAAGACAGACAGCGUGGUUCGUGCGGACAGGCACCUCCGGCGUCGAACUGCAGCCCCGGCAAAAACCGCACAACCCAUGUACCUCGGCCGAAACCCCAAACGGAGUGGGUACGAUCAUCCGAACAGCUCUGCUUGCCGAACAACGGUGCAAUGAAUCAAUCUCAGAACCGUCACCGGAACGAUCAGCAACCAUCUAACUGUGAUAUGGAAGACCGGCAACUAUCGCAGAUCAUCAUCAACUUCGGGACGGUGGUGACCAGCGAGUCAGGUCAGCAGACCAAUACGGAAGUCCAGGAAGUUCCGUUGGAGAAAAAGCGACGAUCAUGUAAGACCAACGCCCGUCCACCGCCAGAUCGUUCAAGCUGUACACGCGGGCCUGCCGAUCGUUCGACCUCCACCUGUCCACCUGCUGAACGUUCGACCUCUACCUGUCAACCGCCUGAACGUCCAAUUCCCACCUGUCCACCAGAGCGUUCAAGUUGUACACGUGCCCCAGCCGAUCGUCCAAACCCCACCUGUCCACCGCCAGAUCGUUCAAGCUGUACACGCGGGUCUGCCGAUCGUUCGACGUCUACCGGUCCAACAGAGCGUUCAAGUUGUCCACGUGCCCCAGCCGAUCGUCCAAUGCCCACAUGUCCAUCAGAGCGUUCAAGUUGUACACGUGCCCCAGCCGAUCGCCCAAACCCCACCUGUCCACCGCCAGAUCGUUCAAGCUGUACACGCGGGUCUGCCGAUCGUUCGACGUCUACCGGUCCAACAGAGCGUUCAAGUUGUCCACGUGCCCCAGUCGAUCGUCCAAUGCCCACAUGUCCAUCAGAGCGUUCAAGUUGUCCACGUGCCUCAGCCGAUCGUUCAAAAUACGGUUCAGGUGCUCCAGCCGAUCGUUCAAAAUACGGUUCAGGUGCGCCAGCCGAUCGUUCCACCUCUUCCUGUCCACUGGCCGGCCAUUCGUCUUUUACACUACCACAGGCAUCUUCGACCUUUAUACGUCCAUCGACGGAUCGGUCGAAUUUCACUUGUCCGCAGGCUGAUCGGAACAAUCGUUCAAUAAGUACACGUUCGCAGCCUGAUUGGUCAACACCUACCCGUUCACUGGUAGAUCGUUCGAACUCAGUCCGUCCACCUAACGUUCGUCCUCCCAACGUCCGUCCACCUAACGCCCGUCCAUACGGAAUGGAAUCUAAUACUAUGACGCGGGGAUCUUACAGUAGUCGGUACCAGGAUAACCCAAGUACUCAACAGAGAACCCAUUCCGAAUCUGGGAUGAAGUCAAAAACGUCGCAAUGUUAUUGCGAUAACGCCAACUCGGACUACUAG
Macrosiphum euphorbiae (potato aphid) is the source of this 1548-nucleotide messenger RNA. Lineage: Eukaryota; Metazoa; Arthropoda; Insecta; Hemiptera; Aphididae. The record is from the annotation of a GenBank genome assembly.